This is a messenger RNA of Melospiza melodia melodia, 612 nucleotides long. It is a transcript of the gene CSF3, whose product is annotated as colony stimulating factor 3. The transcript has 5 exons. Bases 1 to 612 code for a protein of 203 amino acids. The record is from RefSeq and is a predicted model, not a curated record. Gene Ontology annotation, biological process: positive regulation of myeloid cell differentiation; immune response. Gene Ontology annotation, cellular component: extracellular region. Lineage: Eukaryota; Metazoa; Chordata; Aves; Passeriformes; Passerellidae. Gene Ontology annotation, molecular function: cytokine activity; granulocyte colony-stimulating factor receptor binding.
AUGUGCUUCCUCACCCGUGGGCUGGCACUGCUGCUGGCUGUGCUGCUGUGGGCACCGUGGUGGGCGCUGCACGGGGCACCGCUGACCGAGCUCUCAGGGGACCAGGACUUCCAGCUCUUCCUGCAGAGGAACCUCGAGUUCACCCGCAAGAUCCGCGGGGACGUGGCUGCGCUGCAGCGCCUGGUGUGUGACACCCUCCAGCUGUGCAAGGAAGAGGAGCUGCUGCUGGUGCGGCAGGACCUGGAGGUCGCGCAGGCGCCGCUGGAGCAGUGCCACAAACGCACCUUCCAGGCAGAGACCUGCUUCAGCCAGAUCCGUGCCGGCCUCCGCGUCUACCACGGCUCUCUGGCCACCAUCCGUGCCCUGCUGCCCGGGCACGCUGGGCUGGUGGACACCCUGCAGCUGGACAUGGCCAACCUGUCCUCCAACAUCCAGCAGCAGAUGGAGGACCUGGGCCUGGCCACGGUGACGUACCCCACAGAGAACCAGGACCCCGUGCCCACCUUCUCCUCCCAAUUCCACCACCAAGUCGGCGGCUUCUUCAUCCUGGCCAACUUCCAGCGGUUCCUGGAGACGGCGUACCGGGCACUGCGGCACCUCGCCAGCCUCUGA